Leishmania mexicana MHOM/GT/2001/U1103 is the source of this 3789-nucleotide messenger RNA. RefSeq lists its product as hypothetical. Gene Ontology annotation, molecular function: protein binding. The record is from RefSeq and is a predicted model, not a curated record. The transcript has a single exon. NCBI's taxonomy places the organism in Eukaryota, Euglenozoa, Kinetoplastea, Trypanosomatida, Trypanosomatidae. Bases 1 to 3789 code for a protein of 1262 amino acids.
AUGAUGUACCGCCCCACUCCCCGGGCGGAGUCGCCGUCGCACCAGCAGCUGUACAAGCCGCACAUGGAGUCCACCCCGCGCCGCACAAGAUCCGUGACCCCGAUGCACAACAGCCUUCUCCUCUCCAUGAUUCCACGGGCGCAGUCGUCGCACAGCAGCAGCCGUGUAAUGACGACCUCUGCCAACGGCGCGCGCUCGAAGAGCAGGCGUUUGGAGGACAUGGUUUACGUGGCAGAUGUGAACCCCACGUACUCUGUGGCCGCAGCGGUGCGCUGCAUCGCCCCUGUGAACGACCGCGUCAUGUGGACAGCCGAGUACAGUGGAACGCUCUGCAUCCGUUCUCUGCCCAAGGGUACCGCACUGAAGGAGCUGCCGGGCCGGGAGGACUCCUACUGCAUCUCCCUUCUGUACCUCCCGAGCGAGGAUGUGGUGUGGGCUGGGUUCCAGGACGGCUACCUGCACGUGUACAGCGCCAAGAACACGGACCUGCUAAAGGAGAUGAUGGUGCACAGCGGUGGAGUGAACUGCAUGAUCGAGAUCGAGGGAUCCGUCUUUACAGGGGGUGGUAACUGGAAGUUGUGUCAGUGGGACCCGACCGAUUGCGACGCCCAGCUCCAACGCAGUCUGCACGGCCACACCGGCGGCGUCCGCUGCCUUGCCUUGUACAACGGGCCCACAGGUGCCGUCAUCUUCUCCGGCAGUGACGACGGCACAGUGCGAGCGUGGGACCCGUACGAGUCGCUGCCUGCCCAGGAGAGCACCGAGGCCAACAUCCACACCUUCACCGGACACGACCGCGCCGUGCUGGCGUUGGCGGUCGUGCCACACGCGAGCCAGCUGUGGUCCGCUGGCGAGGACUUGACGCUGCGAGUGUGGGACAUGCGCUCGCUUUCGUGUCUCGCGGUCUGCCGCGGCAACCACACAGCACCCAUCUCGAACUUGAUGGUGGUAGAGUCGCGCAUUUGGUCGGCCGACAAGCACGGCCACAUUCUGAUCUGGGACAUUGCAACGCGGUCGCUGCUGCAGGACCUUGCGGAACGCGUGCCGUGCUACGGCCUCGAGAAGGGUAUGGUGCUCGCCAUGCAGAAAGUGCAGCCAACUACGGCGUACAAGGUGUGGACGGCCUCCUCGAACGGUGUGUUGCAGUGCUGGAACGCCGAGACGAUCCCCAUCAUCUUCGACGACGUGGCCAUCUCCAGUGGCGUCUUCAAAAUCCCCAGCGCAGGGCCGGCAGCGCCGCCGGUCAUUACCGCUGGCAUCGGGCGCAGCGCAUCAGCAACACCGGCCGUCGGUAAUCCUGCGGACGUUGCGGGCAGCUCUGCUCUGACCGUGGCGUCCUCAAACAAUUAUAGGGACACCGUCAGCAGCAGCCACAGAAGGGACAACUUACCCGUAUCGGCCCCCACCACGCAGGUGCAGGAGUAUAUUCGCAGCCUGCAGGACGAGCUGGAGGCGACGAGGCGAGACGCGAAGCUCAACUACGAGAAGUAUCGUAUGGAAGCUCAGCGCGAGAUCGAGACACAGCAGCUGCUCGCGCAGGAGAACGAUCGCCUACGUGGCCUCGUCCAAGAGCUCGAGAAGCGUGCCGGUGAGCCUCACGAGGGGUUGGACGCGCCGGUGCAGGGGUCGCAGGGGACUGCCUCCCAUCACAUGAUGGAGGAGGAGGUGGUGCGCCUCCAAAGCAUGCUCAUCGAUACGCAGCGCCAGCUGGACGAAGCUCUGGAGCGGCAGCUCGAGCUCGAGGCCGAGCUGGACCGGCACCAACCUGCGUCGUCGUCUCUGCACAUGUCGAGCAUGCCCAUCCCACCGAAGGGCGCCGCGUCAGACCCGUACCGGCAGUUUAUGCGCCAAGACGGAGUGGCCGAGUUGCCAAGCACAGUCGACGACGCGUGCAGCGACAGCUACCUCAGCUCUGUCUCACCUGGCGGGCCAGUGAACACCAGCACGAACCCGUUCAGUGCGUUUCUCUUCACGUCCUGCCAAGACGACGGAGAGAGCGCAAGCCACGCCGGCGUGCCGGUGGAGCACACCCGCCUCUCUCGCCGCUUCAAAGGCGGCAACUGGCAAUACAUCAUGGAGGAGAAGCCGCAUGAGCUGCGCAGCACCUUCAUCGCAGACUUCUGUGCGGGCGUCGGUGUGGCACCGACGCAGCUGGAAUGGGUGGGCCUGAGCCUUGGUAGCCUUGUCGCUGAAGUCGAGGUGGUGCACCCAGCGAGCGUGCCGGCGGCGGAACUAGAGCGGCGCAUGCAGACCUACCGCUUCCCUGCCCUCAUGCGGCUCCAUACGGACGCCUUUACGGCAGCCAAGACGCCCCCGGACACCGCAGCUGCCACAAUCAACGACCUUCAGCGGCAACUAGUGAUGGCGCAGGAGAAGCGCCGUGGCGAGCCAUCGCCGGAGCCGCAGCAGCCCCGCAGCAACGACAACAGCUCCCACAGCGAAGGCAGGAUCAGCGCCUCGGAGUGGCAGCGGCUGAAGGACCAGAACAACACCCUCCGUGACACCCUGCAGCGUCAGAUUAAGCUCAUCAACGACCUCAAGAACGAGUCUGCGGAGAAGGAUGCCGAACUGGCCGAUGCGCGUGCGCACCUGGAAGACGCGGAGAAGAGACUGCAGGAGGCCCAGGAACAGCUCCAGGACAGAACACCAAGUGCUUCACCGCAGCGCACUCUCGACUCGACCGGGCCCUACACAGAGAAUUACGGCCGAGAUCCACCGCACGUCGACGGUACGGCUCGCAAGGAGGCCUCAGAGUUUGAGCGGCUGACAGAGCUGGUUGCAGUGCCUCUGGCGCAGGAGAUGACUGCCGCCGCGGGGCGGGCGGGAUUGCCCCCAACAGCGGGCGUCGGCGGCAAUGACGAGGAUCAUGAGGCUCUGAAGAGAUACCUGCACGAGCAGCUCAAGCCAAUGGUAUCGCGCCUGAAGCGCGAGCAGGGCGAACUGCAGCUGGACAAUGGGAAUCUGAAGAAAAGGAUUGGGGAGCUGACGGCGCAGGUGCAGCAGCAGCAGAAGCAGCUGGAGUCGGAACAUCAGAAGAAGGCGCCAGUGCAACCGGUGCUUGCCAACAUAAACUCAGACAAUGAGCUGCAGAGGCUCCGCGAGGAACACGACGCGCUGAACAACUAUCUGCAUGAGCAGCUCAAGCCGAUGAUCUCGCGUCUGAAGCGCGAGAAGGGUGAACUGCAGCUAGACCUGUCGCGCUCCCGGGAGGACUUGCAGAGGGCGUGCGACAUGUACGACGGGGCCGCCGCCGCGCUGGAGGAGGAGCACGUGCGAGAGGAGAAAAUGGGCGAGGCGAUGGAGGCGCUGCGGAAAGCUUUAGAAGCGGAGCAGUUGAAGAACCAGUCGUCGAGGGAAGAAUCCGCGGUCGCGGGUGCCUGGGACGACAGCCACGCUGCGAACUCUGCGACUUGUCAGGGUUUUGAGAUACUCGCCGGGCGGCCUACGCAGCCGACGCAGCUGCGCAGCGGUGGCGGCUCCGCUGAGCCGCGGAAAGAGGACGCUGAGAAGGACCCUCUCGAUAAGCUCGUGGCGCUCAACCUAGACCUCUCUGUCCGUCUGGCAGAUGCGGAGACGGUCAUUGCGCAGCUGCAAAACUCACUGGCCUGCUCCUCCAGCCAGAUGGCUGAGCAGCGCGAUGAGACGCGGCGGCUGCUGAACAAGAUCCAGCAAUACCAGCAGAGCGGGGCGCGUUUACCUGACUCGAGCGGGGCGGGUCGGUGCUCCAGUAUCGAUAACGUUGUGAGCAGCGCCUCCCCCUCCAAAUCGCCGUCGCAGAACCGCCAGUGA